Molecule: messenger RNA, 1611 nt
Organism: Musa acuminata AAA Group (dessert banana)
Lineage: Eukaryota; Viridiplantae; Streptophyta; Magnoliopsida; Zingiberales; Musaceae
Product: protein indeterminate-domain 12-like
Exons: 3
Coding region: 114-1355 (413 amino acids)
Cellular component (GO): nucleus
Molecular function (GO): DNA-binding transcription factor activity
Source: RefSeq, a predicted model, not a curated record
CAUCACCAACAAAAAGGAGAAAUAAGCUACCAGAGAGAGAGAGAGAGAGAGAGAGAGAGAGAGGAAGAGUUGUGCUGAUUCCAAGUGCAAGAAGAGGGAGAGCAUCGUUAACCAUGUCAAACAUCACAGGUGAUGGAGGAAGCUUCUCAUCUGGGACCAACACAGGAGAAGAUGAGGUCCAUAAGCAACGCCGUCUCUUCUAUGGUUCACCGGCCGCCGCGGCGAACAUCGAUAUCGCUGCUUCGCAGCUGCUGCCUGUGAAGAAGAAACGCAGCCUUCCGGGAACUCCAGACCCGAACGCUGAGGUGAUCGCGCUCUCGCCGACGACGCUGAUGGCGACGAACCGAUUCGUGUGCGAGAUCUGCCACAAGGGGUUUCAGCGGGACCAGAACCUGCAGCUGCACCGCCGAGGCCACAACCUUCCAUGGAAGCUGAGGCAGCGGAGCAGCGCGGAGACGAGGAAGAGGGUGUACGUCUGCCCUGAGCCCACAUGCGUGCAUCACCACCCCACCCGCGCUCUCGGUGAUCUCACCGGCGUCAAGAAGCACUACUGCCGCAAGCACGGCGAGAAGAAGUGGAAGUGCGACAAGUGCUCCAAGAAGUACGCGGUGCAGUCGGACUGGAAGGCUCACUCCAAGACCUGUGGUAGCAGAGAGUACAAAUGUGACUGUGGUACCAUCUUCUCUAGGAGAGACAGCUUCGUCACCCACCGAGCCUUCUGCGAUGCAUUGGCUCAAGAGAACCACAAGCUUAGCCAGCCUCUGAUGGCCACCAUGGCUUCGAGCUUGCAGGGGCAUGUCCCCGGUCUCACGAUGCCCGUUCAGCUCACCGACACCGACCACCUCAUGCCGGGUUACAUGGCCGGCGGCACGCUAUCUGCCUUCUUGAACCGUCCUUCCACCUCGAACGUGAGAAGCCCGAUGGGCUUCGAUGGGCUGAUCGAGGCCCAGAUGUCCAGGCCCAUGGCUCACGUGUCCGCGACGGCGCUGCUGCAGGAGGCGGAGCAGGUCGGUGGCGGCGGCAUCGCCCAUGGCAUGAUGCAGAACGGUGGUCUGGGUUCCGUGAUGGCCCGGCCGGACAGUGCCACCGGCACGAGGCCAUGCAUCCCAUUUAAGGCCCACGAGCUGUCGUAUCAGAUGGUUGGAGUUGGCGGCGCCCGAUCGGGCGAUCAGUUCUGGGAAGCUGAUGGAUCCCUGAAGCACACCGUGGACUUCCUAGGAGUCCGGGGAGAGAGGAGGCUCCAGCUGCAGCAGCAGCAGCAGCAGUUUGGAGGAGUUGGUCAUGGUGAGAGGAUAGAGAGUCUGCAUCCACUGCAGCAGCAGAUGGGGCACGGAGGCAGUCGAGCGGAGGAUUGAUCUAUUAGAGAGACAGUGUCAUGUAUCAUCCCUCUUCUUCUUGCCAUGCAAGCUGGCUUCUCUUCUCGGCCAUGAGAUGGUAGACACAAAAGUAGCAUAGUAGUAAAGUGGCUGCUCUCUCGGUUUGAAAGAUCCAAAAAAAAAUCAGAAAUCAAAUUUUCGAUUUAACUUUGGAUCCGUUCACUUUAGUAGUAAUCAAACUUGUCUUCUGAAAGCACUGAAAGUUAAGAGGAAAAAAGAAACAUUAUUUUUAUUU